Messenger RNA from Prinia subflava (tawny-flanked prinia), 10957 nucleotides. RefSeq names its product toll like receptor 3 (gene TLR3). Gene Ontology annotation, biological process: immune response; inflammatory response; toll-like receptor signaling pathway. Gene Ontology annotation, molecular function: protein binding; transmembrane signaling receptor activity. Gene Ontology annotation, cellular component: plasma membrane. NCBI's taxonomy places the organism in Eukaryota, Metazoa, Chordata, Aves, Passeriformes, Cisticolidae. The record is from RefSeq and is a predicted model, not a curated record. The transcript is spliced from 5 exons. Bases 288 to 2978 code for a protein of 896 amino acids.
GUCAGCAACCACAAGCGGCAGCCCAGCUGUGAGGGUAGGAGCUGUCUGCACCCCAGCACCUCUGCACCCCUCGUCUCAGCGGGCUCGGUGCGGACGGGGACGCGCGGCUGCCGCUGCCGGGAUGCUCCUGCCGCGGGCUGGCGGAGCCGGGCCCGCCGCUCCCCUGGCCGCGCUUUCGCUUUCACUUCUUCCGCCUCUGGGCAGAGCGUUUCCCCACUCUGUGCUGAGAAACUAGUGCAGAGCUGGGAUGCUUCCAGACAGAAGGGGAUAAAGCCCGCACAGAUAGAAUGAUGCGAAACUCUAUUCUUUGGUGGAGCAGCUUAUAUGUCAGACUGAUGUUUGUCUUCUGGCCAUGUGCAUCAGCUGGAAAGCAAUGUCAUAUCCAAAAUGAAAUGGCUGACUGCAGUCACCUCAAGCUGACUCAAAUUCCCUCUGAUCUUCCAAACAAUAUAACGAAUUUGGACAUUUCUCAUAAUCAGCUAAGACAACUAGGUCCUGCAAAUCUGACCAAGUACAGCCAGCUGGUUUACUUGAAUGCAGGCUACAACAUCAUCUCUAAACUGCAACCAGAAUUGUGCAGAAAUGUGCCCCUGUUGCAGAUUCUGAAGUUAGAACAUAAUGAAUUGCGUCAGCUCCCUGACAGAACCUUUGCUUCCUGCACCAACCUGACUGAGCUCAGUCUAGGAUACAACAGACUAAAUAUAAAAAAUGAUCCUUUCAAAACCCUGAAGAACUUGAAUAUUUUGGACCUAUCUCAUAAUCCUUUGAAGUCAGCCAAUUUAGGAUUGGAGCAACAGUUGGAGAAACUCCAUAAGCUCAUGUUGGGUAGCAACCAAAUCACUGAGUUGAAAAAAGAAGACUUCCGUUUUCUUAGCAACACCUCAUUGAAUAGUCUUGAUUUGUCAUCAAAUCCACUAAAAGAGUUUCAUACGGGAUGUUUCCAUACAAUUGGAAAUCUGUUUGGCCUCAUACUGAACAAUAUUGAACUUGGUGAAAAUCGCACAAAGAAACUUUGCACAGAAUUAUCAAACACAGCAAUUCGAAACCUCUCGCUGAGCCACGUGAAGCUUUCCUACAUUGACAAGUCAACUUUCCAGGGACUGCAAGGAACAAACCUUACAAUUUUAAACCUUUCCCAAAAUUCUCUCUCUGUCAUAGAAAAUGACUCAUUUCAGUGGCUUUCAAGUUUACAAUACUUAAACCUGAAGCUUAAUAAUAUUCAUGUAUCUCCGCGUUUAUUUUAUGGAUUAUCCAGUCUUAAAUAUUUGAAUCUUAUAAACUCACUUACUGGGAAAAUUGAAGAUUUUUCUUUUCAUUGGCUAUACCACCUGGAGUACCUUGUAAUGGAUAAUAACAAUUUUCCAGGAAUUACUGCUAAUAUGUUCACAGGUCUGAACAACCUGAAAUAUCUGAGUCUUUGCAACUGCAACAUAAACUUACAAAGAAUAACUAAUAAAACAUUUUCAUCACUUGCUAAUUCUAGCUUACAGGUUCUCAACCUCACAAAAACCAGAAUCUCUACAAUAGAAAGUGGGGCAUUUUCUUCCCUGAGACACCUGAAAAUUCUUGAUCUUGGUCUCAAUGAAAUUAGUCAACAGCUUACAGGUCAUGUGUUUAAAGGUCUUGAUAACAUACAAGAUAUUUAUCUUUCCUAUAAUAAAAACUUGACUUUGCAAAGUGAAUCAUUCAUUUUUGUCCCAAGCCUUAGAAAACUGAUGCUGAGGAAGGUAGGCUGCAAUAAUCUGGCACUUUCUCCUUCACCUUUUCAUCCUCUACGAAACCUGACUGUCCUGGACAUCAGCAAUAACAACAUAGCAAACAUAAAAGAAGACUUGUUUGAUGGACUUGGGAAACUUGACAUCCUGGAUUUGCAGCACAACAAUUUAGCCCGGCUUUGGAAACAUGCAAAUCCGGAUGGCCCUGUUCUUUUUUUAAAAGGUCUUCCCAAAUUGCAGAUUCUUAAUUUAAAAUCAAAUGGGCUUGAUGAGAUCCCAGUUGAGGUUUUCAAGGGUCUGUUUCAAUUAAAACACUUGGAUUUAGGAUCGAAUAAUUUGAAUUUGCUUCCAGCAACUCUGUUUGAUGACCAAGCCUCUCUGAAUUCACUGAACCUUCAGAAAAAUCUGAUAACUUCAGUUGAAGAAAAAGUAUUUGGCCCACCUUUCAGGAGCUUGAGAAAACUAGAGAUGGAUUCCAAUCCCUUUGAUUGUACCUGUGAAAGCAUUGCUUGGUUUGCUGAUUGGCUUAAUAAGACCCAAGUAGAUAUACCUGGAUUGAGGUCCCAGUACAUUUGCAACACCCCACCUAAAUAUCAUGGUAGUCUGGUUUUGUAUUUUGAUACCUCAGCCUGCAAAGACAGUGCUCCAUUUAAACUUCUUUUUGUGAUCUCUACCACUAUUGUGACACUACUCAUUUUUAUUGUCCUUACCAUCCAUUUUGAAGGGUGGAGAAUAGCUUUCUACUGGAAUAUUUUAGUUAAUCGAACACUUGGAUUUAAAGAAUUUGAGAGACAACAAGAACAGUAUUAUUAUGAUGCCUAUGUUAUUCAUGCAAGAGAGGACAAGAAUUGGGUGUCUAAAAAUUUCAUAUCUCUGGAAAAAAAUAACCACUUUGAAAUUAAGUUUUGUUUAGAAGAACGGGACUUUGAAGCAGGUAUAUCUGAAUUUGAAGCCACAAUUAACAGCAUAAAAAUGAGCAGGAAGAUUAUUUUUGUUGUGACUGAACACCUCUUACAGGAUCCCUGGUGUAAAAAUUUCAAGGUGUACCAUGCUCUUCAGCAAGCUGUUGAACAAAGUCGGGACUCCAUCAUACUGAUCUUCCUGGAUGACAUCCAAGAUUACAAGUUGUAUCAUGCCCUUCACCUGAGAAGAGGAAUGUUCAGAUCUCGUUGCAUCUUGAACUGGCCAGCCCAGAGAGAACGAGUCGGUGCAUUUCAUCAGCAAUUAGUGAUGGCACUUAAAUCUAAAAGUAAAGGGUGCUGAUUUUUGAGCUACAGAUUUGAAUUAUGGGGUCAUUUUAUUGUAUAUUUUCUACCACUGGAAACUAGCAAGCCUUCAUGAAGGUCUGAAAAAGUUUGUCAUCCUGUAAAUGAAUGUAAGAGUCACUAUAAUUUAAAUUUAUUUGUUUAUAUUCAUGUUUUUGCUGAUAUUUUAAUUCAGCUGCACAGAAGUGAUGUUAAAAGGGAUCAUGGUGGAUAGUCAUUUCAAUCAGUAUAUAAAAAUGUGGUAGAUAUUCUGAAAAGCUGUGAGGAUCACUGAUGUCCUAGGAAAUGAUGUAGGGUAGAAAAGACAUAGACUCUCUAAGGGGAUAUACAAAAGAAAAUGCAUGAAUGAUUAAUUCUUUGUAGAAGGUAGAGUGGACACUACUUCUUGCUUUUGAAACGUGGGGGAUUCAGUGCCUCAGACUGGAAAGCUUUCCUUGUGAAACACAGUAAGUAACACAGAAAACUAGUUCUGUAAUUCAAACCAAGAAAUACAGCAGUUUCAAAAUGAGUUUUAAAAUCUUUGUGAUUAUGACUUCUGGGGGAGCUAAUACUGGUUGCUAUCAAAAAGUGAUUUUCAGGCUGAUGAGUCAACUGAUGUAAUAAAUUUGGUUCCAGGAAAAAAAAUAAUUGCUGUUCUCUAGUGAAAUUCAGAGAGCUGGCACAACAUUACCACUCAGAGAUGUCACCUUGAUUCUUAGAAUGCACACAAAACUGUAUGCAGGCUUGUACACAGAACUUGAAAUCAAUGUGAAGCAUGUCCAAGGCACAGCUGCUGCACCUGUAUGAAACAAAUAAAAGGCACAGAUAUUUUUGUAAUAUAACCAAAAGACAACCUUUUGGAGAAAAUGGUGCUACUGCAAUUUCAUUACCAAAAAUUUUGUUACCGGUGAAGCAACAACAAAAACAAAGAAAUAGUUUUAAAUAGUAUCAGAAACAUUAUUGUGACUACAGUUACAGGUAGAGUGGGAAAAAAUAAUUUCCAAAAGUAAAUUAAUUUCAAUUUUUUUUGUUUUCUUUUAUACACAGUUUUGCCUUUGAUAGCUAAAAGGAAAACUGUAAAGAAACCAGAUAGAAUUCUGUAGUUUAAUUACUUGCAAAUUAAUCUAGUUUGAUUUUUUCCUGAACCUAUUUUACAGAAAUGUAGGCUAGAUGGCAAUUGACAGGUGAUUAAGGUUCAAACAUAUGGCCUAGCAGCUUGAUCUGGAAAGAGAGCUGAGACUGAGCAAAAUCCGCAUUGCAAGGGUGUUCAUAAUGUUUAAGACUGGCUAAAAUGUUAUGGUGAGUCUGAGCACACGUAAUUGUAAAUUAGACAUGUGAAAAACGUGAGAUGAUUAAUUCAUGUUCUUAUGGUAAAUUGGAAAAUUAUAAAGCUGUAUAAAUUUAUAUCAGGUAAAAGUCUAUGUUUCAGGAGGUUUCUGCAGCAGAUGGUGAAACUGACCACCCUGAAAAUCAGGCGUCUCCAUUCAGAAGGGAACAAAAGACUUUGCAGCCUUCUCAAGUAUUGGGAGGGGACCUGUUGAGAUGAGCCAGUAUCAGCAACUCACACCUCGGGAGCCACCUUCACAGACCAUCAAGCAAUAUCCCCCAUAUCUCAAACAUUCAUCAACUAUAAGGAUCCAUAAAAACUGAAUAUUAACACAUGGACUUGGGAGGGGAGCUCUUUUUCAAUCCGACCGGAGACGAAUUUGGGUUUGAAUAGCUAACCAAGAAACAAAGGGAAGUAUGGGGAAAUAUUGCCAGAGGCAGAAUAAAGAGUAUAAAAACCAAGCCUCGAACAUGGCAAAUUCGUGUACCCAGCUAGAGACACCGACGGCCAGGUUCCGUGUCUCUGGGUCACCCUUGGCUCUCUUUUUUCCCGGGAGAAAUUCUGUCAAGUAAGUGUCGCUGUUUGUGGGGUUUCGUAUUGUUUUGUUUUUAUUACUUAAAAUUCUGUAAUUUGAUUCCAAAUUUUGUGAUUUGAAUUUUAAUAAACCAAAUUAUUGAAUUUGGCAAUAAAUUUGUCCUGGCAUUUAUAACAAUUUUGUCGCCCAACAGAGGGGCCAGUUUUGAAUAUUCUACGGACCCCUGAUUCUGACUGGGAGGCGCCCCGCCGUAAAAAGCGGCCUGGCAGAGCGGGUAAGUCCAGUAGAACGAACUGGCUUUACGAACCCAGAACCCACAACAGCGAAAGUAUUAGGUAUUAGGACAAGCUAGCUUGGGGGGGGGCUCGGGAACUCAGCAGGGGUUUUCCCCUAGAACCGCGGUAUUGUUUCACUCGUAACAGUCUAAGUGCACGAAGAAUCCACGCAGGAAAAGGACCGUAAGUAUAGCGUGGUUGAGUGGGGUGACCAAGUGCUUGAGAACGUAUAUGUGCGUGUGAGUGUGUGCGUGAACGAGACGUGAUUUAUCACGAAGCGAGAGCGGACCUUAAGGUCGCGGUUCCGCUGCUCCCGCGAGGGACACGGCCGACCGACGGGGAAGCGAUUAGAACGCGUGAUAUUUCGCUUCGUGUGUGAGUGUUACCCGAUGGGGUGUGGGAGUCACCAGGGGUCCUGAAGGAAAGAGGACGUCCCUUUUUGAGUUCGGGGACGAGUAAGCCUUCUUGACCGCGACCGAGUGGGGUCCGUCAAUUUUUUCGGUGGCGGUUACAGAGCCCUGCGGUUAACCGAACAUCCACGGAACGGUCAUCCGUUGGAUCAUUAAGUUAACGGCACCGAGUUCGGAAACUCGGGAUUUAAUUUUUAUAGUAUCCCAUAACUUCUGUGCCACGGGGAGUAUGGGAUCGUAUCUCAGUAGAGAUCGGGAGGAUUCCUUAAGGGAAACCUCAGCGGGGGCUGCUCUUGAAAUCCCUCGGAAAAGUCCAUUAGGAAAGUUGUUGCAAGAUUGGCAAGAAUGCCCAAUUAGGAGAGGGGCAUCUAAAGAUCGGAUGAUUUAUUUGUGUAUGAAUGUUUGGGGAGGAAAGGAGAUAGGACCUAAUCUUAUAUGGCCUGUGUUUGGUACUUUUGACGAAUGGGCAUGAGAAGCUCUGUGGGAACAUGUAGCGAAGAAGAAAAGGAGAGAAUUUGAGGAAUUGGCAUAUGUUCUGUUAUGGUAUGGGGUACGAGUAAAGCUGUAUUCUGAGGAAAGGGAAACACGGAAUAAACUGGACUACGGGAUAAACUUCUCUCACGGCUCGGUGGCCCACAUCCUGUCAGCUCCUACCCCGACCCCUUCCUCCUCCUCGGCCUUCUCAGUGGCAGCGUUAGCACUGCCAUCCGAGACCCAUGCGGAGCCCCGAGCUCAGAGGCCACUCCAGAAACCUCCCUCCCGCUCAAGGAGAUCCCCGAGAGGGAAUCCUGCCCCCGUUUCUGGUCCUGACCCCGCACCUCGGCCACCGACGCUAAACUAUGGAGAAAAAGAGAAGAAGGGUAAGAAAAACGAAGGGUGGAAGAAUAAACCAGACAGGUAUACACCAGUUAGAGCCCUGGCUAAAACCAGGACCCCCGAAGGAGAUCUUGAAGAACCCGGAAGGGAUUCAGGGUGGGACAGUUGGUGUGAGAGCAAGAACGGCCCGGGAGGAAAAAUGGGGAAAAAGAAGCAUUCCCGUAAGAAAUUUAAGCUAGACAGUAGAGCAAAACAGAAAUUACCAAAGGUGAAUUGGAAUGCAUUAGAGAAUAACUAGUGGUGUUGGGAAGCGUGCAAAUUAGAAAUGCGAGAAUUCACGCAAGUCUGCAAAAGGAGAAAAAGAUAGAAAAAGGAAUUAAAAGGAAUCUUGCUUACUCUUUUCCUUGGUGGUGGUGGAUCUUUUACUUCAGGCUGAAUACAUUUUGGAGGCUCCCUAGAGUUGUGUAUUUUGCUUUAAAGGGUUUUUUCUUCUCCUGGACGAGAUCGGCGGAGUUUUUUUAGGGUUUUUUCUUUUUUUCUUUUCUUCUCUUUUCGCUAACGUGGGAAAGGAACGAAACCCGCCCCCCUUCCCCCCCGCAAGCGGCAGGGCGAGUCAGUCCAUGGUUGCUGGGAGACGAAGGAAAGCGGCAGUUUUAAAGUGACUAGACGAGGCUGCCUGGGGCAGAAAACUGCCAUGUAAGGUGAAAUAGGAAGCAAAAAUGGAUAAAAGUAUUGAGAGAAGAGACCAAGAAUGAGAGCUAUACUUAUGCGUGGGAAAUACCUAGGUGUUUGUUCUUGAAAAGCUGAAAAUAUAUUUUCCUUUUGGUUGCCUGUCUACUGCAUGUGAGGAUUUCGUGCAAAUCAAAAUGUUGAUAGUAUGGUGGAUGUAGUUCGUCUAUGUUUGAAACAAUUGCUACAUUUUGAAUUCGGAUUGUUAGCUUGAGCAGGAAUAUGGCAUUUGUGUUGGCAGACAAUGUAUUGCAAGGGUUUUGUUUGUUUAAGUUUUUCUUUCAAAAGGUUGAAGCAUGUGGCCGGUGGAGUCCAAAUUAAAGCGGCUGUUGAGAGGCUGGAAACUAAAUCUUUCUGUCGAGAUAGUGUUAGAAUGGUAGUUGGAGUCAGGAUUCUAGUAUUAAGUUGGGAAAGUGGUAUAAUUCUCUGUGUUGGUAGUUACAGGAUUUUUCUUUAUUCUUUGCAGUUCCUAUUCUGUAUGUAUUUUGUCUAGUUGGGAACCGGGUUUCUUAAUUUUAAUUACUGACUCCUUAGAAGGAGAUAGUUUGUGUUGUCCCUUUGAUAUUAUGUCUUCUUACUUGCUCCUCAGUUUGGAGGAUGUGAACCUUGAGGUUGCCCUGGUGCCUGUGUUUCAGGGGUGGAGAGUAGGUGAUGUAUGAGAGACAGCGUUUGUGUCACCGGUGUUAAGUAUGGUCGGUGUUUGCUUGUGGUCCUUCGAGCCAUGUAUUUAGGUUUAAUAAUACGCAAGAAUGGAUAGCAAAUACAGGAGCUUUGCUUUGGGAAUUAGGCAUAAGUUAACUCGAGUUUGCUUGUUAAGAGAGGCUAAGUUUGUGAAGUUUUUUUAGGACUGAGGUAAAAAGCAGUAGUGUUAAUGUUCUGGCAAUUGCACUAGAUAAAGCUGUCUGAUUACCGGGGCCUGAAGUUUACAGUGACUCCUGGCUUUGGAAAACUUUUCUGAGUCUUAAGUUCCGAAUUUAAGUAAUGCAUGGUAUAUUACAGAGUAUUUUGAUGCAUUUUAACCAUAGCUUUUGAUGCCUUCCAUCUAAAACAGAUGAGUUAGUCUUGCUACUUUAUUCACUUCUUUUGAUAAAAACUGAAGAAAGCUCAGACCCGCAAUAAGUUAGAAGUGCCUGAGGCGAUGCCAUUUUUAUAUUGCUGCCAGUAUUGUUCUUAUAGCAUCUGUAUAUGUCUAGAAUAUUCUAUAAGUGGUAAAGGAAUAAGUUCUGCUAUUUGUAAUAUCAUUUUCUUCUAUUUAGUGUGCCUUGUUUUUUUUUCUAUGUCCUGUUAAAAUACUCCCCCGGGAUUAUGGGUGAGGUCUUAAGUUUUUCUUUUAAUUUGUAUUAGGUACAAAUGUUGCUUAAAGGUUAUCCUUCAUUACGUUGUCCUGCUCACUGAUUGUUUGAAUUGGCUCCCUGUCGAAGUGGUCACUUCAGCUGUUACUGUAGAUUGUAUCUUGCCGCGCUGGGUAGGGGUCUGAAAUAUAAAUUUGUAGUUCAGUUAAUUAGCAGUAGUGCGGACUCAUUGCACUGAGACUGCAGAAACUGAGGGAAGAUGUGUGUAACCUUCACAACUGAUUCUCUUGGAAACUGCUGUUGUCACAAAACAUUGUAGGAUACGGGGUUUUAUGAAUGUUUGUCUGUAUACCAAAUCACUCUAAAUGUGCUGAGUUUGAUUCUUGAAAUAAGCCCAAAUUGUUUGUGCUUGUCUAUGAUUUUUUUUUAAACUGAAUUUUUCUUUAAAAAGCUAAAACCUGUGUUAAUGCUAUGGGAUUUGGAGUAGUCUUAGUGUUUAUUGCUUACUCGCUAUAUAUCCAGUGGACAUUGUCAGAAGUAUUGGUAGAAUAUAAAAAGAAUUGUUUGUAUGUUUCAGUAUAAACCUCGUUUAAUAAGAAGUAAAAUUCUCUUUCUGUUAAUUUUAAUUUUUCCCUGUAACAGUACAAAAAAAAGAAGAUUUUUUUUUGAAUUUUGUAUUGAGUUCCUUGAAUUCUAGAUAAGGAAUUAAAUCAUUCUUGUGUGAAAAGAAGAUUUUGAGUCGUAUGAAGAAUUGUAAAUUAUUCUGUAUAAAGGGGAUGAGUGAAUUAUGAGCUAGAAAACUCAUUCAAAUAUUCAGAUUGUCUGAAUAAUAGUCGUAGCAUGUUUCCUUCCUGUAAGGUAUUUCCGGAGAUUUUUCAAAAAGUACUGUUCAAAAUUAAACUUGCAUUAUACCUAGAUCUGAAUUGAUAAAUUUAAUUUGAAGCCAGCUGUGAGAGAGCUUCAAGAUGUUAAUUUAUAAAAUCAGAUAGAUUCUGGAAAAAGAGGGUUUUUUUCAUGUGACAAAGGUGUAGUCUGUGCUAACCCCUCAGUUUUGGAGGGUUCCCCUGUUUUGUUUUUAACAGGUGCUAGUACGGAAGAACAUCAGGAAGGGUGAAUCCGGAGCUACAGAAAUUUAAAGAGAAGGAACUCCACCCCCAGGAUAUCAGAAACAAAUGGCAGAAGAAGUAUCCAUUCGCUGCUCUGAACCUGGAUGCCCCUGCAAUCCAUAUAUCUAUUUCAAAUGCAAUUAUUGUCUUGAAAUUUGGGUGGUGCACUGCAAGUGGGGGUGGAGGCCGCUGGGGUUAUGCCACAGGAGUUCUGAGGAAGAACAGACUCUGACUAUGCGAUUCUUAGACUGUGCCACACGUUUGGGAUUGAUAGAACCAGAUUAUCCCGGGUGGUAUUCAAUAUACGAAAAAAGGGGUUAAAGGGAAAAUUGGAUCUAAAGGCCCAAGUGUUAGCCACUGAGUGCCGUCGAACUAAUGUAGUGCCGUGUGUGGCAGAGCCGGUAAAGUUAUCUUGGUGGGGAGCUUGUAAAAGGAGAUAUGCCGUCCGAACCACCCCGAGGGUCCGAGCAGAGAGCCCCUGCUGUCGCGAAGAGAAAAACUUCCCCGUUGUUCGGUUGCAACCCGACAGACGCUGGGCCAGACAGAGGGAAGCUCCUGCGGAUCACUCUAGGGAGUGUGAACCAGGCUGUGCACUCAGUGAAGAGCCAGCCCUGUGACAUAUGGCUCCUCCAAAAAGUUACCCCUGUUAAGACACAAGUUAACUGGCUGGCACUCAAAGGCAGUCAGGGACAUGGGAAUUGGAAAGAUCAGAAGAAAAGCAGAAAAGGCAAACAUGAUUCAGGAAUCGCUGGUCAGGUGUUUCUCCAAGGAACGAGAAACUCAAGAGAGGAAUUUUAAGUAGAUUUAAAGAAAAAUCUAAAAUGAUGACGAUGCGAACAUGAAUUAAAUGGUUAACAAAAGAAAAGAAAUGGGGGAAUUGUGAAAAACGUGAGAUGAUUAAUUCAUGUUCUUAUGGUAAAUUAGAAAAUUAUAAAGCUGUAUAAAUUUAUAUCAGGUAAAAGUCUAUGUUUCAGGAGGUUUCUCCAUUCAGAAGGGAACAAAAGACUUUUCAGCCUUCUCAAGUAUUGGGAGGGGACCUGUUGAGAUGAGCCAGUAUCAGCAACUCACACCUCGGGAGCCACCUUCACAGACCAUCAAGCAAUAUCACCCAUAUCUCAAACAUUCAUCAACUAUAAGGAUCCAUAAAAACUGAAUAUUAACACAUGGACUUGGGAGGGGAGCUCUUUUUCAAUCCGACCAGAGACGAAUUUGGGUUUGAAUAACUAACCAAGAAACAAAGGGAAGUAUGGGGAAAUAUUGCCAGAGGCAGAAUAAAGAGUAUAAAAACCAAGCCUCGAACAUGGCAAAUUCGUGUACCCAGCUAGAGACACCGACGGCCAGGUUCCGUGUCUCUGGGUCACCCUUGGCUCUCUUUUUUCCCGGGAGAAAUUCUGUCAAGUAAGUGUCGCUGUUUGUGGGGUUUCGUAUUGUUUUGUUUUUAUUACUUAAAAUUCUGUAAUUUGAUUCCAAAUUUUGUGAUUUGAAUUUUAAUAAACCAAAUUAUUGAA